This is a messenger RNA of Pieris rapae (cabbage white), 614 nucleotides long. Its product is annotated as putative peptidyl-tRNA hydrolase PTRHD1. Gene Ontology annotation, molecular function: peptidyl-tRNA hydrolase activity. The transcript has 3 exons. The record is from RefSeq and is a predicted model, not a curated record. The coding region runs from base 197 to 571 and encodes 124 amino acids. Lineage: Eukaryota; Metazoa; Arthropoda; Insecta; Lepidoptera; Pieridae.
GUCUGCACUGCUGACUGCACAAUUAAUUUUUACGAAUAUUUGUUGUCCAGAAACAAAUUGUUUAUUUACAAAUUUUUAGUUCUGACCACUUCUUAUAUCAUUCAUUGUAUGCGACAGCUAUAUCUGGAGAAUACUGGUUUUCUCUAAGAUUUAAGAUACCAGAAACAGAAAAAGGUAUAUACGCCUAUUAGUAGCAAUGUCAAAUCCUAUAGUCCAAUACAUCUUAGUACGUACCGACUUAUUACGGGACAUGGCAUGGUCAGUAGGCUCCGUUGUAGCACAAGCAUGUCAUGCAUCAACAGCUGCUUUGCAUCUUUUUAAAGAUGAUGAGUACACUAAAAAAUACUUAUCAGAUUUAGAUAACAUGCACAAAGUAGUUCUGGAAGUCCCUAAUGGAGAAGCACUUAAUCAGAAAGCAGAAGAGCUCAGUGAAAAUUCAAUUGACCAUAAACUGUGGAUUGAACAUCCAGAAAACAUACCCACUUGUUUAGCUUUGAAACCAUAUCCCAAAGAAGAAGUAAAAAAAUAUGUUGGAAAAUUAAAAUUGUACAGAACCACUGUAAUAUGCUAAGGCUUUAUUGUUAAUAAUAUAACCUAAACAAGUAGAUUUUUUA